Messenger RNA from Sphaerulina musiva SO2202, 1313 nucleotides. Its product is annotated as kinase-like protein. Gene Ontology annotation, cellular component: chromosome passenger complex; spindle pole centrosome; spindle midzone. The transcript has 2 exons. NCBI's taxonomy places the organism in Eukaryota, Fungi, Ascomycota, Dothideomycetes, Mycosphaerellales, Mycosphaerellaceae. The record is from RefSeq and is a predicted model, not a curated record. Gene Ontology annotation, molecular function: protein kinase activity; ATP binding. The coding region runs from base 139 to 1164 and encodes 341 amino acids. Gene Ontology annotation, biological process: protein phosphorylation; regulation of cytokinesis; mitotic spindle organization.
CUGGAGAAGCGGCUCGAGGCCAUCUCCAUCCAAGAAGAGAACCGCGAUCCCAAUGCGCCUUUUCAGCACAAGUCCAAGAGCGCACUCUCCUCCUCACUUACCCUCACGAGCCUCAGUGCCGCCGCUCAACAGGCCCGCAUGAAACUGCCUCUCCAAAAACUACAGUCCAACGCCGCCAGCCAACAAAAACCCUCGCUCCAGCCCAUCCACAAUACCAAAAUCACUCUCCCUUCACAGUCCGCCCAGCGCGUAUCCGCCGAGUCACGCCCCUCCGACCCCGAGCCUCUCUCCGUACCCAUCGUCGAGCCCUCCCGACCCAAACAAUUCCACCUCGGCAUGUUCGAAAUCGGCAAACCGCUAGGAAAAGGCAAAUUCGGCCGUGUAUACCUCGCGCGCGAGCGCACCACAGGCUUCGUAUGUGCGCUCAAAGUCCUCCACAAAUCCGAACUCUCGGCGGGCAAGGUGGAAAAACAGGUGCGGCGAGAGAUCGAAAUCCAAUCCAAUCUCGCCCACCCCAACAUCCUCCGCUUGUACGGCCACUUCCACGACACCAAACGCAUCUUCCUCAUUUUGGAAUUCGCCGGCAAGGGAGAAUUGUACAAACAUUUGAGAAAAGCGCAGAGGUUUCCCGAAUGGCAGGCCGCACAGUAUAUUGCGCAAAUGGCGAGUGCCUUGAAAUAUUUGCAUAAAAAACAUGUCAUGCAUCGGGAUAUUAAGCCCGAGAAUAUUCUCGUGGGCUUGCAUGGGGAGAUCAAAAUCAGUGAUUUUGGCUGGAGUGUGCAUGCGCCGAAUAACCGGAGGAAGACAAUGUGUGGGACGUUGGAUUACUUGCCUCCGGAGAUGAUCAAGCCCGGGAGAGACGAGAAUUGGUAUGAUGAGAAAGUGGAUCUGUGGAGUUUGGGCGUUCUCACAUAUGAGUUUUUGGUGGGAGAAGCACCGUUUGAGGAUACACCUGUCAUGACCCAGAGGAGGAUUGCGAGGUGUGAGAUGACCGUUCCGGGGUUUGUAUCUGCCGAGGCCAAGGAUUUGAUCAAGCGGUUACUGGUGCUCGAUCCGGAUAAGAGGAUCGGUUUAGAGGAAGUGGAACAACAUCCGUGGAUAUUGAAGCAUUGCGUCAAGGGUGAGAGACAUUAUCAGAGGACGAGUGGUGGGAGGAAGGAUUGAUAUCAGAUGGUUAAUGGAAGUGGAAAGAUAAAUGAUACACGACAGUUUCUCACAUGCGUGCUUUGGGAUUAAUUGAGAUGAUGGCGCCUAUGCAUGGGACAGAUGGAUCUGAUAUAAUGAGCACCAGCACCGGCGUUGGGAGGCAUAGC